CUGUUCUUAGGAGUAAUCGUAGCCACACUGAUCGCCUACCUGCUAGGCGCGCUCCCGAUCGCUGCGUGGAUAAGCAGGCGCAGUGGGAUCGAUAUUUUCAGUGUGGGCACGGGACUUCCGGGCGCGUCAAACGUCCGCAGGAGCGUCGGCAAUAUUCCCGGUGGCUUGGUGCUGAUUGGCGAUUUGGCGAAGGGAGCUAUAGCUAUAGUCGCGGCGCGUCAGAUGCAGGUCGAAGGGCUGUGGCUGAUAUUGCCCUGCUUCGCCAUGGUCAUCGGACACUGGAGGUCGAUAUUCACAGGCUUCAAGGGAGGAGACGGGCUUGCCCCUCUUGGCGGCGCGAUCCUCGUGAUGUUUCCGCCGUUCAACGGCUUCCUCGCCGUGUUUAUCGGUUCUAUCGUGACUCUUGGCGGACAGAAACUGCCGUACACAUCGCUGCUCGGCCUUGUUGCUGGCAUCGGGGCCUUGCUCUGGCUGAGCCGAUACUAUCCCUCCAACCCGAAUGAUCUAGCGCUCUCCGCUGGAGUCGCCAUUAUCGCGGUGCUCGUGCUGCUACACGCCUCGGUCGGCCAUCGCAGGCGCAAUUCAAGUGCGGACUGGAGCAACUUGGACGACGGAGAAGGCGCAACCGAAUAG
Molecule: messenger RNA, 633 nt
Organism: Geodia barretti
Lineage: Eukaryota; Metazoa; Porifera; Demospongiae; Tetractinellida; Geodiidae
Source: the annotation of a GenBank genome assembly